GGAUCCGCGGUGCCAGAGGUGCGCAGAGCGGGCUGGGCGAUAGUGCAGCUUUGCGCGGACCUCCUCCCUGCGCGGGCUCUGGUCGGGAAUGUUGUGGGCCCUAUCCAAACAGUUGGCCUGGCCGAGCGUACGGCGGCCCUUCAGGCGGUCCGCGUCAACCCCGAUCUAAAGGUUUUUGUUUCGGACCUCCUCUCCCUCGUCAGAGAGGGCCAGAGCUGGGACCCAGAAUUAGCCUGUGGUAUGCAGAAGUACGCUGGUGUCUGGAGGUCCAUCUUCGCUCAUAGCGAACGGCGCAUUGACGCCGAGCCCCCCUCCUUCGUGUGGGCCCCCGCCCACCUCUCCAUCGAGCAGGCCUUUCAGCGGGGAUGUGACCUCGCG
This is a messenger RNA of Prorocentrum cordatum, 378 nucleotides long. Lineage: Eukaryota; Dinophyceae; Prorocentrales; Prorocentraceae. The record is from the annotation of a GenBank genome assembly.